Messenger RNA from Chanos chanos (milkfish), 2382 nucleotides. RefSeq names its product cadherin 15, type 1, M-cadherin (myotubule) (gene cdh15). Gene Ontology annotation, molecular function: beta-catenin binding; calcium ion binding; cadherin binding. The coding region runs from base 1 to 2382 and encodes 793 amino acids. Gene Ontology annotation, biological process: calcium-dependent cell-cell adhesion; multicellular organism development; homophilic cell-cell adhesion. Gene Ontology annotation, cellular component: plasma membrane; adherens junction; catenin complex. The transcript has 14 exons. NCBI's taxonomy places the organism in Eukaryota, Metazoa, Chordata, Actinopteri, Gonorynchiformes, Chanidae. The record is from RefSeq and is a predicted model, not a curated record.
AUGGCAGUUAAGGUGCUUGUGGGACUGUGUGUGGUGCUGGCUGCUGUGUGUGAGGUCUGGAGCAGCACCCAGUCCAGUAAACAGGACUUGAACCCAGCAGUGCUGUUCCCAUGGCGACACAGGGUGAAGAGAGACUGGAUCAUCCCCCCAAUCCGGGUCUCAGAAAACAGCAAACAGGUCCCAGAAGACUUGGUUCAGAUUAAAUCAGACAAGGUUUUCACUGGAGAGGUGAUAUACAAGCUGGAGGGACCAGGAGUCGACCAGGACCCAAAAGACUUCUUUGAAAUUGAUGAUAAAACAGGAUGGAUCAAGAGCAAGAUACCUCUCGACAGGGAGAAGCACAAGAGCUUCACGCUCAAAGCUUUUGCCCUGUCUCCCAGUGGAGAGAGACUGGAAAACCCCACUACCAUUGAAAUUUAUGUGCUAGAUCAGAACGACAACAGGCCAGUUUUCAUCAAGGAGGAAUUCAUCGGCACUGUUCCUGAAUUCUCUAUCCCUGGUACCUCAGUGCUGACUGUCAGUGCACAGGAUGCUGACGAUCCAUCCACAGAGAACGCAGCCUUGAGUUACUCCAUCAUUGCUCAGGAGAGCAUUCCACCCUUCAGCAUCAACAAGACCAUGUUUGGCAUCAACAACAAGACCGGCGUGAUUUACACUCGAGACGUGGGACUGGACAGAAAGGUGGUGAGGGGCUUCAGAUUGACUCUGCAGGUGGCAGACAUGUCAGGGAUGGGUCUGUCCAGCACAAGCCGUGCUUUGAUUCACAUCUCUGACAUAAACAAUCACGCUCCGCAGUUCUCACCAGACACGUACACCAUGUAUGUCAUAGAGAACACAGAGAUGACAGAGCUGGGUCGAGUAAACGCCACAGAUGAAGAUGUGCCUGAUGGAGAGAACUGGAGGAUUAAGUAUACUAUUAUCAACGGUGAUCCUGGAGAGAACUUUGCCAUUCGCACAGAUCCAGUCACCAACCAGGGUAUUCUGUCUGUGGUAAAGCCACUUGACUUUGAGCUCCAGGCAGAGUACAUGCUCACUCUAAAAGCAGAGAAUGAUGUUCCACUCAGUGUCAAGCCACUCACUGAGGUGCCGAGCAAAGCCACUGUGAGAAUUUUUGUGCGGAAUGAGAACGAAGCCCCACGCUUCUUUAAAAACCCCAUGCAAGUGACAUUCCCAGAGUCCACUGUACCUGGCACAGUCCUGAUCUCAGAUAUCGCUCAUGAUCCAGAUAAUGCCAAACUCAGGUUUGAAAUCAAUGAUCCUGAGAGACUGCUCACAAUUGAUCAAGAAACCGGACAAAUUACGCUGAGGAAGGCUUUUGAUAUUCGCUCACCUCACAUCAGGAAUAACAUUUACACUGCAACGGUCAAAGUCACGGAUACAGAUGCCAGUGGUUUGUCAGCUACAGCCUCGUUGGAGAUCACACUUUGGGAGACCAAUGACUUUGCUCCUCAGCUGUAUCCCCUGAGUGGCAUUGUGUGCAGUAACAGAGACAAAGAGCACCUGGGCCUGGUGCUGGGGGCUGUGGAUGAAGACUUGGCACCUCAUGCUGACCCUUUUACCUUUGAUGUUUAUGGUGACAUAGCAAGCAACUGGACCAUCUCCCAGCUCAAUGAGACACAUGCUGUCCUUUACCCCGUCAUAGAUAUUGAGACGGGUGAGUUCUACAUCCCAGUGUCUGUGUCAGACUCAGGUUCUCCCUCUCUGGGAUCUCACGCAAGAGUCAACGUGACCGUUUGUCCCUGCAACAGAGACGGGGAAUGCAGGAGCAUGGCUUCAGCUAUAUUUGGAACAAAAAUGGGCAUAAGCUUCAUCGCCCUGAUGAUCAUUAUGGGCAGUGCCGCACUACUGCUGUUGCUGUUACUCUUGGCUGUGGCAGUAGGAACCUGCAGGAGGCACCACAUUAAAAAGGGGGGAGGUUUGCUGGUGGGAGAGUCCGAUGACGACAUCCGUGACAAUGUCUUUAACUAUGAUGAGCAGGGUGGAGGAGAGGAGGAUGAGGAUGCAUUUAACAUUGACCUGUUGAGGAAUCCUGGUGAUCCUGCCUCUUUUGCUCCACAAGUGUCUAGCAUUCCCAAAGGCAAGCAACCACUCAGGAAAGAUGCCCCCUAUUACUUACCCUCCCCUACGUAUCCACGGAAACCACCUGCAGACCCCAGUGACAUUGAGGAUUUCAUUAAUGAUGGCCUGGACGCUGCAGAUAACGACCCAAAUGUACCUCCCUAUGAUACAGCCCUGAUCUAUGACUACGAGGGUGAUGGUUCGCUGGCGGGCAGCCUGAGUUCCAUUGCUUCCACUGGUUCAGAUGGGGACCAGGACUACGACUACCUCAAUGACUGGGGACCACGCUUCAAAAAACUGGCCAACAUGUAUGACCCCCGCUAG